CUAGGGGCUCGACGGGGACGGAUGGAGCUUGCACCUCAGCCAGCCGUCUCCCCAGGAGCAGCCUGGGCUUGAGGGGAGGGGGCUUUCCGGCCAAGUGCAGGCCUCCAGGGGUGGGAGAGGGGGCUCCAGCUCUGUGUGGAGCCCUGUGUGUAAAUAUAGGCCCCAGGUGUGGGGGCCUAGGGAGCUUCAGGUGGUCUGGGGGAGGUGGCUCCAACUGAAUCUGGGAACCCCAGGUGUAUGCAAAGGGAGGGGCUCUGGGUGAAUGUGGGGAGGCUCUAGGUGUGUGUAGACCUCUGCUGUGGAAGCUCCAGGUGUGCGCUGGGGCUUGGGGAUCCAGGGGUGAGUGUGAGAGCCCAGAUGUGUGCAGAGGGGCGAGGGCCACCGGAGUGUUGGGUGGGAGGGUGGGCGGGUGCCACAGCUUGGCUUCGAGGAAUUCUCCCUUCCCACUCCACCGCACUACCAGGUAAAGGAGCUCGAGGCUUUGGGAGGGGAGCCCUGAUCCGCCUGAAUAUCUGGCCGGCGGUCCAAGGGGCCUGCAAACAGCUGGAGGUCUGUGAGCACUGCGUGGAGGGAGACAGAGCGCGCAAUCUCUCCAGCUGCGUGUGGGAGCAGUGCCGGCCAGAGGAGCCAGGACACUGUGUGGCCCAAUCUGAGGUGGUCAAGGAAGGUUGCUCCAUCUACAACCGCUCAGAGGCAUGUCCAGCUGCUCACCACCACCCCACCUAUGAACCGAAGACAGUCACAACAGGGAGCCCCCCAGUCCCUGAGGCCCACAGCCCUGGAUUUGACGGGGCCAGCUUUAUUGGAGGUGUCGUGCUGGUGUUGAGCCUACAGGCGGUGGCUUUCUUUGUGCUGCACUUCCUCAAGGCCAAGGACAGCACCUACCAGACGCUAAUCUGACCCCUUUGGGCCUGGACUCCAUCCUGAGGGGAAAGGAGGAUGCAGAGGCUGGCCUCUGGGCACCCUUGUGGGUAAGCGGGGGGCGGGGGCGGGAAAACCUCUGGCCGCCAGUUUUUGGCUCCUGCGGGCACCAAGCAGGCUCAGUGUCUGAUGCCUGACAUCUCCUCCUGUCCUGGGCCUGGAACCUGCAGCUGAGAACAUCCCUCAACCGCCUCGUCUCCUCCAUCGCCCCUGCUGGGCCCCCCAGCCUGACAGUGGGUUGUAUGCCUGCCUCUUUCCACCAACUGGCCUGGGCACUGCCCCCAAAUAAAGGAACUCUGCACUGCGCUUCA
Molecule: messenger RNA, 1232 nt
Organism: Pan troglodytes (chimpanzee)
Lineage: Eukaryota; Metazoa; Chordata; Mammalia; Primates; Hominidae
Gene: CD164L2
Product: CD164 molecule like 2
Exons: 5
Coding region: 358-900 (180 amino acids)
Cellular component (GO): cytoplasmic vesicle
Source: RefSeq, a predicted model, not a curated record